AUGGCGCCCAAGAACCCCUUCCGGUUCGGCGACGGCCUCUGGGAUCCUUCGAACCGCUUCGAGACGUCUUGGCUGCUGAACCCGUGGCUUCUCUUCGCCUUUCGCGCCCUCAUCUCCAUCUACGCCUUUGUCACGCGCUUCUUCAUCAUCGGAUGGACAUGCACCCAUAGCUCGGUCGGCGGCUGCGAAGAGGUUCGACACUCGUUUAGCUACUUCACCAUCCUCACGUACUGGGGCAUCGCCUUCUACUUUGCUGUCGCCGCUAUACACACAUUCACCUACGCGCUGCGCGGCAGGCCACUACUCGAUACUCUUCCUCGUCCUCUUCAAGCGCUGCACACGCUCUUCUACACGACCAUUGUCACAUACCCGUUCCUCGUCACCAUCGUGUACUGGGUUGUUCUGUACAAGGGUGACUGGUUCACGGUUACCUUUAGCGCGUGGUCCAACGUCAGCCAGCAUGGCCUCAACAGCUUGUUUGCACUCUUCGAGAUCUUUAUCCCCCGAACGAACCCCCCCGAGUGGGUGAACAUUCCCUGGCUGAUCCUGAUCCUCGCCCUGUACCUCGCGCUGGCGUACAUCACCCAGGCCACCGAGGGCUUCUACGUCUACAGCUUCCUCGACCACAACGACGUUGGCGGAAGGGGCAUUGUCGCCGCGUACAUCAUUGGCAUCGCUGUCGGCAUCGUCGUCAUCUUCUGCAUCGUCUGGUGUAUCAUCUGGCUCCGGCGCUGGGUGACCGAGACCAAGCUGGGCAAGGACGGCAAGUUCGCCAAGCAGCCCGACAACCACGACGAUAUCGAGAUGACGUCUGCCGCCAACAAGUAUGCAAUUGGCAGCGCUCCCGAGGCGCCGGAUAGGAUGUACUGA
Fusarium keratoplasticum is the source of this 870-nucleotide messenger RNA. RefSeq lists its product as uncharacterized. Lineage: Eukaryota; Fungi; Ascomycota; Sordariomycetes; Hypocreales; Nectriaceae. The transcript has a single exon. Gene Ontology annotation, cellular component: membrane. Bases 1 to 870 code for a protein of 289 amino acids. The record is from RefSeq and is a predicted model, not a curated record.